Messenger RNA from Punctularia strigosozonata HHB-11173 SS5, 582 nucleotides. RefSeq lists its product as uncharacterized. Gene Ontology annotation, molecular function: zinc ion binding; DNA-binding transcription factor activity, RNA polymerase II-specific. The record is from RefSeq and is a predicted model, not a curated record. Bases 1 to 582 code for a protein of 193 amino acids. Gene Ontology annotation, biological process: regulation of DNA-templated transcription. The transcript is spliced from 3 exons. Lineage: Eukaryota; Fungi; Basidiomycota; Agaricomycetes; Corticiales; Punctulariaceae.
AUGUCACAUCCCACCUCUGACAGCAGGCAGACCUCCGUUCACGGCGCGGCCGUCCCCCCGUCGACGGACGAAGCGACCGCCGGCGAGGGUGCGCACGGGAAACGGAAGGCCGACGCGUCGCCCGCCCCGAACGCGAUGCCGAAAAGGAAUCGACAGGAGUCGCAAGCGUCGGUCGAAGCCGCCGCGUCGACCGGCGACGAGGACGAGACCGAAUACGACCGAUCGCUGCGCCACGUUUGGGGCAUUUAUAACGAGAGCCGUCCAGGAUCGCUGAUCUGCACGCGCUGUCUGAGCAACAGCGUCCGGUGCGACGGCAAGCCUGCGCCCGACUCCCCGUGCUCGCGGUGCGUUGAAGACCGGGUCGAGGACCGUUGCCUCCCGCGAUCCGUCCUAGGGGAGCUCGACGAUACGCGUCACGCCCUCAUGCAGCACGUCUCCAUGAUCGAAGAGCUCGUCAAGGCCAUCGACGCCGAACAGGAGCGCGGCGUCAUGACCAUGGACCCGGAUCCGGUGCGAGCCGCGCUCGACAAAAUGCGGGAAAACGCAUUGGACCGGAUGGCCCAGAUCAUGCGAUCGUAUUGA